GCCCUUUUCUGGGGGAGCGCGCCAUCUGAAUUCGAGUUUGGUCACAUCGCCCCGCGCCCUCCGCGGCGGCCAUGCGCCGAAUCGCAGAGGCCGCGGCCGACGGCCGCCCCUCUCGGAGCUCCACCGCUGAGGCGGCGAGACACCGAGAAGGCCCGUUGUAGGUUUUACACAACGGUCUGCGACAGCUCCAAGGAGAACGGCACCGUGGCAAUCCCAGCGGUCGCCUCCGAGGGGGCCCGGAACUGUAAGACAGGGCCGUGCGAGACCGCCAGGCAGGGCUGGGAACGCCGCACGAGCCAGUCUGCCAGAGGUGAGCUCGUGCGAGGCCGCGCCUGCUGUACAUGUGCGCCGCGCGAGGCCACCUGAAGCGGGGGGUGGAAGGAGGGAGGGCGCCAAAUUCAGGGCGAGUCGCUCUGGGGGGGAAGGCCGCGCGCGCGGCGCGGAGAGCCACGGUCCACGUGCGCGGGCGGUCAUGGCUACCCCGCGGCGGCUGCUGCGCGCGCUCUUCCAAAAUGAAAGAAAACAACACAAACAGAGAGCCUUCGGAUGUACGUGCGAGCCUCCGACUUAGUCAGGCUACACACCAUAAGGAGCGCUACGUCAGGAUCGACGCCCUUUUCUUGCCCAAGGGUUAUGUUGCUCCCAUCGUACUUCAGGACCACAUCCCAGCUAAAAAGUAGGCUGGCACAUCACAACCCCAUGGGGGCCCCUCUCUGUGCACGAGGAGCGCAGGGAGGACCUCAGACCCGAAGCCGAGCUGCUCCUCCUCCAUCAGCCGCCGGUCUGGGCACCUCGCUCUGCCUCCUCUCCGGCUCCGGCGCCGCCAUCUGGAGCGCCAGCUCCCCGAGCCUCGUCGUGAACACGUCCAGCCUGGAGAGCAGGGCCCCGCCGGCCAGGGCGGCACCCGGAGCCCGCG
Molecule: messenger RNA, 916 nt
Organism: Prorocentrum cordatum
Lineage: Eukaryota; Dinophyceae; Prorocentrales; Prorocentraceae
Source: the annotation of a GenBank genome assembly